Molecule: messenger RNA, 1174 nt
Organism: Drosophila montana
Lineage: Eukaryota; Metazoa; Arthropoda; Insecta; Diptera; Drosophilidae
Product: methionine aminopeptidase 1D, mitochondrial
Exons: 3
Coding region: 106-1089 (327 amino acids)
Biological process (GO): proteolysis
Cellular component (GO): mitochondrion
Molecular function (GO): metalloaminopeptidase activity
Source: RefSeq, a predicted model, not a curated record
UCAAAUAUCGAUAUUUCGCAUUAUCGAUAAGUGUGUAACAUUGCAGUUGCCGUGCGUGGCCAGCUGUUGAAAUUAAAUUUUGGUUUAUUUGUUGUUAAAAACAAAAUGCGGUUCCAAAUAUCGAGGAAUUCAUGGCAUGUUUAUGGACAAUAUCUGCAGAGGAAUUUUUUCCAACUUAGCAAGCGAGAUAAGGGCAAAUGGGAAUUAAUAAGCGCCGCCGGCAAAGUUUCUAAUGAACGGAAAGUUCCCGAGCACAUACAGAAGCCGCCGUACUAUUAUAAAGAAAUGCCGGCAGGCAAUACAAUAGGAACUCCUGAAAUCAAAAAUGUGGAGCAGUUAAAUCAUAUGCGCUCCAGCGGAAAGCUGGCAGCACAGAUACUUCGGGAAUGCGGCAAAAUGGCAAAAAUUGGCAUAACUACGGAUGAGAUUGAUGACUUUGCGCACCAGCGUAUUAUUUCCGAAAACGCCUACCCAUCCCCACUUCGAUAUGUUGGAUUCCCCAAAUCAUUGUGCACGUCCAUUAACAAUGUUGCCUGCCAUGGUAUACCGGACGACCGACCCUUGGCCGACGGUGAUAUAAUAAACAUUGAUGUGACCGUCUACCAAAAUGGUUGUCAUGGGGAUUGUUCAGAGACUUUUCUUGUUGGUGACGUCGAUGAGCGUGGACGCUUUUUAGUGGAUUCAACACGCGAGUGCCUAAACAAGUGUAUAGCACUCUGUGGCCCGGGUGUGCCCUUUAGUGAAAUCGGUAAAUGCAUAGAGAGAUAUUGCCAAGAGCGUGACCUGGCAUCCGUGGCAGCAUUUAUUGGCCAUGGUAUUGGUAGCUACUUUCAUGGUCCACCCGAAAUUUAUCAUUACGCCAAUGAGGCCCCGGGCCGAAUGCAAGCGGGCAUGACUUUUACCAUUGAACCAAUUUUGUCUCUUGGUGGCGGCGCAAUUGGUCUCUUAGAGGACGGCUGGACGGCAAUUAGUUUAGACAAUUCGCGUAGCGCACAGUUUGAGCAUACGAUAUUGAUCACAGAGACUGGCGUUGAAGUGCUAACAAAUGCCGACAAUGGCCGGCUAAAGGAUCAACGUUUACAUAAAUAGUGAAUUUUUAUUGUAAAGUGUGUAGUAAGCGCAUUAUUGACAUAGAAUUCUUAAUAAACACGUAUGCCGGCAGCUUGCAUGAAAA